AUGGGGUGGCCGUCCACGGGCUCACAGCCACUCGAAACGCCGGCACGCUGCCGACGGUAUAGCUCCCUUCCGGAAAUGCCUGACUGUAAGCACAUACCUUCUACUUACACGGGCCCAAAUUAUGAAGACAUAAAAACAGCACAUGAAACGUUUGUCUCUCCUUCUUUAAAGCCAUUUUACAAAGAACCUUUAAUUAUACACGAAGGUAAAAGACAAUGGUUGUGGGAUCAUCGUGGGAAACGUUAUUUGGAUAUGUUUGGAGGUGUUGCUACGAUAUCCGUUGGACAUUCGCAUCCGAGAAUAGUCGCUGCUAUAAUCGAGCAAACAUCAAAGUUAAAUCAUGUGUCCUCUGUAUAUAUGCAGCCCCGUUUAUAUGAAUAUGUGUGCGGUUCAGAGGCAAAUGAAUUAGCGUUCUUGAUGGCUAGACUUCACACACGUAAUCAUAACAUCAUUUCAUUAAGAAAUGGUUACCAUGGAGCUACUUAUGGGACUUCAGCUUCUACUGCAAUAAGUACCUGGAAGUACCCAUUUAUUGUACAACCGCCUGGAUACUUACACGCGGUAUAUCCAGACGUUUACAGAGCUCAGUGGGGUGGUUCGAAGUGCAGGGAUUCCCCAAUUCAAACAAACAGAUAUUGUGACUGCAACCAAGAACAAUGUAUAGCAUCAGAAAAGUACUUCUGUGACUUCGAAGAAAUAUUUCGUUUCAGUUCGCCCUACACAGAGGGUGUAGCAGCAUUCAUAGCCGAGAGUAUUCAGGGAAUUGGAGGAACAGUACAAUACCCUAAAUAUUUUCUCAAGAGGGUAUACGAAUAUGUACAUAAAAAAGGGGGUCUUUGCAUAGCAGAUGAAGUUCAGACCGGAUUUAGUAGAACUGGCGAACACUUCUGGGGUUUCGAGAGCCAUGGCGUGGUACCUGACAUAGUGACAUUGGCGAAAGGUAUAGGGAAUGGAUUUCCCCUUGGCGCAGUAGUCACUAGCACUGAGAUUGCCAACAAUCUAAACACUGCACUGCAUUUCAAUACUUUCGGGGGCAAUCCCCUUGCCUGUGCUGUAGGAAUCACGGUUCUCGAAAUUAUUGAAGAAGAGGAACUCCAAAAGAACGCACAGACAGUUGGUACACAUUUGAUCAAUCUUCUAAACACUCUGUUGUCAGAAUUCCCUAACACUGUUGGCGAUGUUAGGGGAAAAGGUUUGAUGAUUGGCAUCGAGUUAAUAUCAAAUCCGGAAACAAAACAACCGUUAGAAACUGAACGCAUGCUCGAAAUUUUUGAAGACGUCAAAGAUAUGGGCGUCCUUCUUGGCAAGGGAGGGUUAUAUGCAAAUAUACUAAGAAUAAAACCGCCUUUAUGUGUAACAAAAGAGGAUGCAGACUUUACUUUUGAAGUAAUUAAAAAGGCACUAAAGAAACAUCAAGAGAAGAAUUCUAAAGUUUGA
Molecule: messenger RNA, 1437 nt
Organism: Dufourea novaeangliae
Lineage: Eukaryota; Metazoa; Arthropoda; Insecta; Hymenoptera; Halictidae
Product: alanine--glyoxylate aminotransferase 2, mitochondrial
Exons: 9
Coding region: 1-1437 (478 amino acids)
Biological process (GO): glyoxylate catabolic process
Cellular component (GO): mitochondrion
Molecular function (GO): pyridoxal phosphate binding; L-alanine:glyoxylate transaminase activity
Source: RefSeq, a predicted model, not a curated record